UUUGCAGCUGAAGGACCUGUAUUUUGUUCUGGCCAUGAUUUAAAGGAACUGUCAAGUGAAGAUGAUGUGAAGCAUCAUUCCCAAGUAUUUGAAUUAUGUGCAGAGGUUAUGACUUUAAUCCAGAAACUUCCAGUGCCAGUGAUUGCCAAAGUAAAUGGCUUGGCUACAGCAGCAGGCUGUCAGCUGGUGGCAAGCUGUGACAUCGCGGUGGCAAGUGAGAAAUCUCAAUUUGCUACUCCUGGAGUAAACAUUGGGCUAUUUUGCUCCACACCAGCUGUGGCCUUGGGCAGAUCUCUUCCAAGAAAGGUGGCAUUAGAGAUGCUUUUCACAGGUCAACCUAUUUCAGCCCAAGAAGCAUUAAUUCACGGGCUCGUCAGCAAGGUGGUGCCAGAAGACAAACUGGAUGAAGAGACCAUGAAAAUCUCUCAGAAGAUAUGCGAAAGCAGCAAGUCUGUCCUGGCCUUGGGGAAAGCCACUUUUUACAGACAGAUAACCCAGGACCUCGACACUGCUUACAAAAUAACUGCUCAGGUCAUGGUAGACAAUUUGACUUUGAGAGAUGGGCAGGAGGGUAUCGAAGCCUUUAUUCAGAAGCGUAAGCCUGUCUGGUCACACUCUCAGGAGCAGAAGAAAUGAGUCUUGUCUCUAAGCUAACCUUAGCUGUGCUUUAUGUUUCUUCACGCAGUUGCCUUUGGGAACUCUAUUUUUGUUCUUACUCAAAGUUCUCUUCUCACAUAUGCCAGACACAAUAAACUUAUUCUUAAUAUGCAAUAAAUGUUAAGAAAAAUAAAAGAAAAUGGCUUUUCUCA
Messenger RNA from Acanthisitta chloris (rifleman), 809 nucleotides. It is a transcript of the gene ECHDC3, whose product is annotated as enoyl CoA hydratase domain containing 3. The transcript has 3 exons. Gene Ontology annotation, cellular component: mitochondrion. Gene Ontology annotation, molecular function: hydro-lyase activity. The annotation marks the transcript as partial. Lineage: Eukaryota; Metazoa; Chordata; Aves; Passeriformes; Acanthisittidae. The record is from RefSeq and is a predicted model, not a curated record.